Molecule: messenger RNA, 1793 nt
Organism: Pangasianodon hypophthalmus (striped catfish)
Lineage: Eukaryota; Metazoa; Chordata; Actinopteri; Siluriformes; Pangasiidae
Exons: 5
Coding region: 943-1746 (267 amino acids)
Source: RefSeq, a predicted model, not a curated record
GUAUUUGAUCCCCAAGCAAAACAUGAAUUAGUACUUGGUGGAGAAACCUUUGUUGGCAAGCACAGAGGUAAGAUGUUUCUUCCUCCAAACACGGAGAGUCGAGUUGAUGCCAAAGAGCUCAAUUUUGGUCUCAUCUGACCACAGCACUUUCUCCAAAUCCUUCUCUGAAUCAUUUAGAUGUUCAUUGGCAAACUUCAAACGGGCCUGUACAUGUGCCUUUUUGAGGAGGGGGACCUUGCGGGCGCUGCAUUUCAAUCCAUGGUGGCGUAUUGUGUUACCAAUGGUGACUGUGGUCCCAACUGCCUUGAGAUCAUUCACAAGCUCCUCCCGUGUAGUUCUGGGCUGAUCUCUCACUUUUCUCAUGAUCAUCCUUACCCCAUGAGGCGAAAUCUUGCACGGAGCUCCAGACCGAGGGCGAUUGGUGGUUAUUUUGUAUUUCUUCCAUUUGCGAAUAAUUGCUCCAACAGUUGUCUCCUUCUCACCAAGCUUCUUGCUGAUGGUCUUGUAGCCCAUUUCAGCCUUGUGAAGGUCUACAAUCUUGUCCCUGACAUCCUUUGACAGCUCUUUGGUCUUGCCCAUGGUGGUGGUGAGGUUUGAAUGGAAGACAGAGGUUCUGUGGACAGGUGUCUUUUAUACACAUUACGAGUUGUCGUUAGGAGCACUUUCUUAAAUUGACAGGACUAAUCUGUGUACCACAUGAGCACAUAACCAGUCUGUGGGAGCCAGAAUUAUUGAUAUAAUAAUUACUUGAUAUAAUAUUGAUAUAAUAAUUGAUAUAAUAAUUACUGAUGUGAGUGAUACUUUUUAUUGUACAUUUACCCUACCAGCAGUGAUAUAUAAGCAUGUAGAUCCUAAGCUACAGAGACUGCAUGAGAGAUAAAGAUACAGAAAGAGCAGUACAAAGGAAGGGAACGCAUUGCUGGUUGGCUAAUUUCCUGAUUAAUGUGUUUGCUUUCUUACUCAUACGCAGUGUGUACGCAGCCUCACCUAUCUCAAAAUCCUCUACAUUUCACAUUUCAUACUUGUCCAACCAUGGCGUGCAUACAUAUUUCACUUUGUCUGCUUCUACAUUUGCUCCAUUUUACAGCUCAUGGAGUGGACAUGGCAGAAAAGGACUCUUCAACUCCCCAGCUUAAUGCCAACGAACCCUAUGGGCCACAGAGUCUGACCAUUCUUGGUCCAGGUGCAGUGACUGUAGGAGUCCCAUGUAGCUAUAUAUGCAUUGCUGAUUGCUCACCUACAUGCAAUUACACAAUUGGUAUUGAUGACCAGACUGGAGAGGGCAAUGAAGUAGAUUUUACCCUAAGCCAGUGGGUGAAGUCCAAAAUAGUGACCUGCACUGCAAAAAAUCCUGUCACCGGAAACUCCUCCACAGCCAGGAAAACCCUGCGCAUUUUGGAGGGGCCAGUGGACGUUUUAAUCAGUGGACCACAGACUCUAACACCAGGUAAAACUCAGCGUUUUCUGUGCAGUGCGACCUGUAAACCCUCCUGCACUUACACCUGGGUUGUUGAUGGAGAUUCAGUUCCUGGGUCUGGGGAUGAGGUAGCAAUCACAGCACCUUUGGAGGCCACCUCAGGAACCAUCAUCUGCAAGGCCACGAACACUGUUUCAGGACUGUUUGUAACAGCGAUCCAAAAGCUAAAUGCUACAAAAAGCUAUCGGUCCACAGCUGAAAGAGUGGAGUUGCUGCCAACACUGGUGUUUGCAAGUGUUAUACAGUUUGGUAUAAUGUUUACAUUAUGACCGAGUCGAGUAUAUCAUUACUUAAGAAAAGAGAGUUGUGUUUCAUA